AUGCUGAGACUAACAUCUUACAACCCUUACCUUCUGAACCCCGACCCUAAACGUCCGAAUCCUAACCUUCGCCUUCCGAACCCCGACCCUAAACGUCCGAAUCCUAACCUUCGCCUUCUGAACCCCGACCCUAAACGUCCGAAUCCUAACCUUCGCCUUCUGAACCCCGACCCUAAACGUCCGAAUCCUAACCCUCGCCUUCUGAACCCCGACCCUAAACGUCCGAAUCCUAACCUUCGCCUUCAGAACCCCGACCCUAAACGUCCGAAUCCUAACCUUCGCCUUCAGAACCCCGACCCUAAACGUCCAAAUCCUAACCCUCGCCUUCUGAACCCCGACCCUAAACGUCCGAAUCCUAACCCUCGCCUUCUGAACCCCGACCCUAAACGUCCGAAUCCUAACCCUCGCCUUCUGAACCCUGACACUAAACGUCCGAAUCCUAACCCUCGCCUUCUGAACCCCGACCCUAAACGUCCGAAUCCUAACCCUCGCCUUCUGAACCCCGACGCUAAACGUCCGAAUCCUAACCCUCGCCUUCUGAACCCCGACCCUAAACGUCCGAAUCCUAACCCUCGCCUUCUGAACCCCGAACCUAAACGUCCGAAUCCUAACCCUCGCCUUCUGAACCCCGACCCUAAACGUCCAAAUCCUGACCUUCGCCUUCCAAACCUCGACACUAAACGUCCAAAUCCUAAACUUCGCCUUCCAAACCUCGACCCUAAACGUCCGAUUCCUGACCCUCGCUUUCCCAACCCCAACCCAAAAUGUCAGAAUCCUAACCCUCGCCUUCUGAACCCCGACCCUAAACGUCCGAAUCCUAACCCUCGCCUUCUGAACCCCGACCCUAAACGUCCGAAUCCUAACCCUCGCCUUCUGAACCCCGACCCUAAACGUCCAAAUCCUAACCCUCGCCUUCUGAACCCCGACCCUAAACAUCCGAAUCCUAACCCUCGCCUUCUGAACCCCGACCCUAAACGUCCAAAUCCUAACCUUCGCCUUCCGAACCCCGACCCUAAACGUCCGAAUCCUGACCCUCGCCUUCCAAACCUCGACCCUAAACGUCCAAAUCCUAACCUUCGCCUUCCGAACCCCGACCCUAAACGUCCGAAUCCUGACCUUCGCCUUCCGAACCCCGACCCUAAACGUCCGAAUCCUGACCCUCGCUUUCCCAACCCUAACCCAAAAUGUCAGAAUCCUAACCCUCGCCUUCUGAACCCUGACCCUAAACGUCCGAAUCCUAACCCUCGCCUUCUGAACCCCGACCCUAAACGUCCGAAUCCUAACCCUCGCCUUCUGAACCCCGACACUAAAUAUCCGAAUCCUAACCCUUGCCUUCUGAACCCUGACCCUAAACGUCCGAAUCCUGACCCUCGCUUUCCCAACCCCAACCCAAAACGUCCGAAUCCUAAUCCUCGCCUUUCCAACCCUGACCCUAAACGUCCGAAUCCUAACCCUCGCCUUCCCAACCUGGACCCUAAACGUCCGAAUCCUAACCCUUGCCUUUCCCAACCCGACCCUAAACGUCCGAAUCCUGACCCUCGCCUUCCGAAACCCAACCCUAAACGUCCAAAUCCUAACCCUCGCUUUCCCAAUCCCGAACCUAAAUGUCCGAAUCCUAACCCUCACCUUCCCAACCCCGACCUUAAACGUCCGAAUCCUAACCCUCGCCUUCCGAACCCCAACCCCAAACGUCCGAAUCCUAACCCUCACCUUCCGAACUCCGACCCUAAACAUCCGAAUCCUAACCAUUGCUUUCCAAACCCCGACCCUGAAUGUCCAAAUCUUAACCCUCACCUUCCGAACCCCGACCCUAAAUGUCCGAAUCCGAACCCCGAUCCUAAACGUCCGAAUCCUAACCCCAACACCGAAACGUCCGAAUCCUAA
Molecule: messenger RNA, 1884 nt
Organism: Pygocentrus nattereri (red-bellied piranha)
Lineage: Eukaryota; Metazoa; Chordata; Actinopteri; Characiformes; Serrasalmidae
Product: vegetative cell wall protein gp1-like
Exons: 1
Coding region: 1-1884 (627 amino acids)
Source: RefSeq, a predicted model, not a curated record